AUGUUCAAAUUCGUAAUUGUCAUAUUUGCUGUCAUUGCCUGUGUUGCUGCUAAGCCUGGUUUGAUUAGUGCUCCAUUAGCUUACACUGCACCCGCUGCUGUUGUAGCUGCUCCAGCACCUUUUGUCACUGCCACAAGUAGUCAAGUUGUUGCUAGAAAUUUUAACGGAAUUGUUGCUGCACCAAUUGUCUCCGCUGCUCCAGUUGCCGCUCCAUUAGCUGUUGCACCAUUAGCUGCUGCCCCAUUAGUAUCUACGCCAGUUGUGAAAACUGUUGCACCUGUAGCUGUUCCCUUAGCUGCUGCUACUCCAUUGGCUGCUGCUCCUGUUGCAAAAGUCGUUGCACCAGUAGCUUACUCUGCUCCUUUGGCCUACUCUGCUCCUUUAGCUUAUUCUGCUCCUCUUAUUCGUGCUUCAUAUACAGGAGUGCCAUUGUCUUAUAGUGCACCAUUAUCUUACUCUGCCGCUGCCCCAGUUCUAUUGUAA
Teleopsis dalmanni is the source of this 483-nucleotide messenger RNA. Its product is annotated as cuticle protein-like. The record is from RefSeq and is a predicted model, not a curated record. Lineage: Eukaryota; Metazoa; Arthropoda; Insecta; Diptera; Diopsidae. The coding region runs from base 1 to 483 and encodes 160 amino acids. The transcript has 2 exons.